Molecule: messenger RNA, 1561 nt
Organism: Rana temporaria (common frog)
Lineage: Eukaryota; Metazoa; Chordata; Amphibia; Anura; Ranidae
Product: sialoadhesin-like
Exons: 10
Coding region: 49-1455 (468 amino acids)
Source: RefSeq, a predicted model, not a curated record
UUUUUACAGUUGCACCCGUGACUUAACGUUGUCACCAAUCAUCACAGAAUGGAUAUCACACGGAAGAUUCUGCUCCUUACCCUUUUUCAAGGACUUGUGUGUCAGAGGUGGGAGUUCCCGACCAGAAUUGAUGGUUUGGUUGGAACCUGUGUGGAGAUUCCUUGUACGUUCUACCCUCGUGAGAAUUCUGGGACAUCCAAUACUGUUUGGUAUUUAUUUAAUCGAAGAGACUAUCCUCAGAUUUUUAACAGUCUAAGAAAUUCUUCAGUAUUAAUGAAUUACAGAAGCAGAACCUCGCUAGUACCUGGGAAGAAUACCUGUUCACUGAGGAUAGACCCUGUGAUAAGAAAUGAUGGUGAUCACUAUUACCCAGGAAUAGCAGAAGAUCAGGACACUAAUGCCUGGACACAACAACGUCACAAGACUCUAAAGCUUUAUGCUAGAGAUACUCCAAACAUACCGGACCUUAUUGGAAAUGGAGAAAUGGUUGAAGGACGUCCUGAGAAUGUUUCAUGCUCUGUAGAGCACACAUGUGGCUCCAGUCCACCUUCUCUGAGGUUCAACAAAGCCGGCCAAACCGCGAGACGAUCUAAAGAUCUAUCUGAAGGAAAAUGGAAAGAAAUAUUAACAAUCACAUAUAUUCCUUCAUAUGAAGAUGAUAAAACACAAUUUCAGUGCACAGCAACUUAUCAUAAUGGGAGAACAUCACAGAAUGCAGUAACACUGAACAUCAGAUAUGCACCAAGAGACGUGACGGUCAGCUCACUCAAAAAUAAAGCGGUUUUGGAGGGUAGUGAUGUGACGGUAACAUGUUCCAGCAGAUCUAACCCUACUCCACACACAUAUGAAUGGUACCGUGGGAACAACAAAAUUAAAUUAGGAUCUCAAGAUCAGAAGAUCAAAGUACAGAACGUCAGCAAAGGCACGGAACCCUAUACUUGUGUUGCAAUAAAUAUUAUUGGGAGCGGAGACUCACUGCCGACAGAGAUAACUGAUGAAUAUAGCAGUGCUGAUCGCUCAACUGGCAAUAAAUACAGUUCUAUUUUAUUUCUGAUCCUGGGGAUUUUGGCUGGAGUCGUCCUUCUGAUUGUGAUUGUCUACUGCUAUACAAGAAUUAAAGCAUGUCAGACAUCAUCAAGGCCUGAGAUUAUCUGUGCAGACCUGAGGAGAAUGUGUUCAGGAUUGACUUCACUCGCUUCAAGAUUCGGGCCCUGGAGAUUGGCACUGUGUCCUUUGAUAUCUACAAACCCUGCUCAGAAUUCACAACAAGCAGAUGGCACAUAUACAGAUCUUGUGAAAACAGAGGUUUCAAGUGAUUAUGAUACUCUAAAGAGUCCACAACAACCAGAUGGCACGUACGCAGAUCUUGUGAAAACAGAGGUGUCAAGUGAUUAUGAUACUCUAAAGUCAUCAUUCCCAGCUCACCCUGCAGAUGGAGGAAGAGAUUUACAUUAAGAUAAACAAUAUGAUAACCUUCAGAGACAAGAAUGAAAGAAACACAUUUAUGAGUUACUAGCAAAAAUAAAUGUAUUCCUUGAACAGCAAAAAUGAAAAAUAAAAU